AUGGCAACGUCUAGUAAUUCAUCAUCCGUUCCAAAUUGGGCUAUGAAUAGCAUCAUAUAUGGUUCUAAUGAUUCUUUUCUAUUGUUAGAUAUUUUUCCAACAGAUGUAGCUGAUGAUUUAUUUAAUAAAUUACGUGAUGAAAUAACUUGGAAUGAAAUGCGACAAAAAGGUGGACGUGUUCCACGUGAUAUAUCUAUUCAAGGUACAUUACAGAUUGAAAAUGGUGAUGAAUACGAACCACUCUAUCGUCAUCCAGCUGAUGAACAACCUGAACUUAUAUCAUGGACACCAACAGCAUUAUUAAUAAAAGAACGUAUUGAACAAAUUAUUGAACAAAAAUUAAAUCAUGCUUUAAUACAAUAUUAUCGUAAUGGAAAAGAUUUUAUUGGUGAACAUUCUGAUAAAACAUUAGAUGUAUUAAUUAAAUCAAAUAUAGUUAAUUAUAGUUUAGGUGCUGCACGUACAAUGAUACUUAAACAUAAAACACAAAGUGGUUUAAAACAACGUUUUAAACUUCCACAUAAUUCAUUAUUUGUAUUAGGUUGGCAAACUAAUCGUGAAUGGUUUCAUUCAAUUAAACAAGAUAAUCGAUUAGAUAUGGAUAAACAUCCUGAUGAAUUAGCUUUUUCAAGUCAACGUAUAUCUUUAACAUUACGUACAGUUGCUACUUUUCGUAAUCGUUGUACAGGACAACUAUAUGGGCAAGGAGCAAUUAAUAAAACAUUUGAACAAAUGUCUAAAGAACAGAUAACGAAUGAAGGUGAUGAACAAAAUAUGUUAAUGGCAUUUAGUGCUGAGAAUAAACAAUCAUCAGAAUUCGAUUGGAAUCAUCAUUACGGAGCCGGUUUUAAUGCAUUAAAUUUUAAAGUUUUAAACUCUAUUUUUCUCGGUGAAGAAAACAAAUGA
Adineta steineri is the source of this 906-nucleotide messenger RNA. Lineage: Eukaryota; Metazoa; Rotifera; Eurotatoria; Adinetida; Adinetidae. The record is from the annotation of a GenBank genome assembly.